This is a messenger RNA of Leptosia nina, 471 nucleotides long. Lineage: Eukaryota; Metazoa; Arthropoda; Insecta; Lepidoptera; Pieridae. The record is from the annotation of a GenBank genome assembly.
AUGGACAGGGACAUGGAAUCGCUCUUGGUAGUACAGGCCAACCUGCAAAGGAAAGACGCGGCCACCACAGAAUUAAUAAUGGAGGGACAAAGGAGAAAGGUAUCAGUGGCGCUGGUACAGGAACCGUACGUGGGGAAGGAAGGUAAAAUGAAGAUCUACGGAGGCACCAGAAUCUUCCAGUUCGUAGGUAAAGCAGAGAAGGUGGUCAAGGCUGCUAUCGUGUUAUUUGAUCCAAAUACCGAUGCAACACUUUGUCCAGACCUCACCACACCAAACAUCGUCGUGGUAAAAGCAAAAACCUACGAGCAGGACGUGCAUCUCGUAUCGUUCUACUUCGAGCCCACACCCACGCCCAUUGAACCUUACCUAAACGACCUCCGGAAGAUCUGGAACUCGGUGGGCCCAAACGUCAUCUUUGCAGGUGACGCCAACGCCAAGAGCGACCUCUGGGGGGGGCAGGAUUACGGAUAG